This is a messenger RNA of Solenopsis invicta (red fire ant), 4806 nucleotides long. RefSeq lists its product as uncharacterized. Bases 161 to 4612 code for a protein of 1483 amino acids. The record is from RefSeq and is a predicted model, not a curated record. NCBI's taxonomy places the organism in Eukaryota, Metazoa, Arthropoda, Insecta, Hymenoptera, Formicidae. The transcript has 3 exons.
CAAACAUAGCAUAACCUGGCAUAACCUUGGAAUGGUGGUUGACGUUUAGUGUUUAAACAAUUCGAACUGCGAAGUUUCCGAACCUGCAACGUAUUCAUUCCGCUGGUAAAAGAUAAUCCAAGUAUCUUCUACUGUGUCGUGUCGUUCCUUUUCCAUAAACAUGGCUAAGAGAAAAAGCAUUAACCGAGGACUAAGACGAAGCCCCAGGCAUAGAUCCAGCGACUCUAUGAAUUCCGCACUUCUCGAUCCGGAUACAGAUAUCGUGGGUGAAGGACGAACAUUUUGGUGGAAUAAUUUGGAGGAAAGUACACCCCCGCGGUACUCCCGGCUUUACAGUAAAAAUGAGACUGCUAAACAACUGAACGAAAAUUCACAAAUAGAUUCGACUCAGAGUCCUCCAGAGUGGUGGAAGAAUUUGGAAACCUCUAAUAGCAAGCAUGCCGCUUCAACAAAACACAAUUUUAGUGCAGGGAUAGUUAAACGCAAUAUACUGCAAAUUUCGACAUCUGAGUCAGAAAAAGAAUCGGAGCGCAGUUUGAAAAAGGUUCAGCUGAAAGCCACGAAGAGAAAGAGCAUUAACAAUGCCUUCUUGAAAGCAUUAGAUGAUACCGAAACAGCUGUCAAUACUAUUGAAACUAACUCUUUGAAUUUAUCGUCCCCAAAUAUUGAAAAGGCAAUGUCUAAUGCUAAUGAGAUUGUUGUUUCUUCUCAUGCAAGUGAUGAAAGCAUUGAGAUGACUUCUGGUAAAUAUUUAAAACCUAAAUCUCGCUUUAUACAGCGCGCACGAAAAAGCAUAGGAAAAAAUGCCUUUGCAGAUGUUUUAGCCGACAAUAGCUCAAGUUUUGUGUUUGAUCCAAAUAAGGAAAAUGAUAAUAAUGAAGCUCCAUUAAUGUCACGAUUAGCAUCACUCAGUCCUUCAAAAAGAUCCAUCAAUAGAUCUAACAACAUCACGAACAAGAGUUCUCCAAUUCAUAAAAGUCCAAGAUUGUCUUCAGAUGUAACUAAAAGACAAUCAUUAGACUUGCAAGCAGGAGACGAUAGUAACACCGAUUCGAGCGGCUCGUUCUUGAAUAAUAAUAAAUCUCGCAGGAAGAGACUUUUUGAAGCCACAGCUUUGACGCCAAAAUCAAAACUUUUGCAAGAUUCACGUAAGAGUGUAACUAAAAAACCGAACCUAUUUGAGGAAAUACUUGAGGAAAAUGAUAAUAUUACUGCGAGAGAAAGUAAUGUUUCAGCUGAAGAUAAUCAUGCUUCUUUCAAAGAAGAUAAAAGUGAAAUAAAGAUUGUUGACGUACGUGGAGCUGUAGAAAUGGAAGUAAGUCCACCGAGAGACAGUAGAGCAGCAAGUGAAGAAAAGUCCGACGAUAUAUCUCUCACAUCAUCAAGCGUUGCAAUACAAUUGUUACACGUGCAAGCCGAAGGUAAUGUUGAAGCCAAUUCGAGUGGAUCAUCAUUGGAUAAUAAUAAAUCUCGUAAGAAGAGAUUUUUUGAAGCCUCAUCUUUGACACCAAAAUCAAGACUUUCACAAAAUUCACGUAAGAGUAUAACUAAAAAACCGAACCUGUUUGAGGAAAUACUUGAGGAAAAUAGUAAUAUCAGUGCGAGAAAAAGUCAUAUUCCAAUUGAAGAUAAUCAUACUUCUUUCAAGCGUGAUGAGUCUAUAAUAAGGAUUGCCAAUGUAAGUCGAUCUGAAGAAAUGGAAAAAAGCCCACAAAUGAAAGGGAAUAGAACUACAAAUAAAAACAAGUCUGACGAUAUAUCUCUCACAUUAUCAAGCGUUGAGAAACAAUUAUUAGAUGUGCAAAUCAAAGAUAAUGUUGAAGCCGAUUCGAGUGGCUCAUCGUUGGAUAAUGAUGAAUCUCGCAGGAAGAGAAUUUUUGAAGCUAUACAUUUAAAACCAAAAUCAAGAAUUUUAGAAAGUUUACAUAAGAAUGUAAAUAAAGAAUCUAUUGAACCAAACCAAUUUGAAGAAAUAUUUAAGGAAGAUAGUAAUAUCAGCGCGAGAAAAAGUCAUAUUCCAAUUGAAGAUAAUCGUACUUCUUCCAAGCGAGAUGGGUCUGUAAUAAUGAUUGCCAAUGUACGUCGAUCUGAAGAAAUGGAAAAAAGCUCACAAACGAAAGGGAAUAAAACUACAAGUGAAGAAGAUUCUGACGAUAUAUCUCUUACAUUGUCAAGCGAUCAAGACAAGAGAAGUAAAUCUAAAGAACUUAAUGUAUCAUUUAAACACAGAAAUACACAAGCAACAAACAACAAUCUCGCGAAUUUAUCAAAAUCAAUUUCUCAAAAGAAUACAGUAAUUAAAACACCAGAAAAACAAGCUUCUUUCAGCCGCAAAUCCACCAGGAAAGAAACUUUAGAAGAACAUGCACAUACUAAUACAAUACUGCCUGUUGGUAGUACGAAUAUUAAUGAAACAAUAAGACAUGAGACUGCAAGUGAUCAUGUACACGAUGAUGUAGAUAUAGAACGAGAUUUGCCCAAACAAAUGUCUAAAUCAAGUCCUAUGAAAGAACUUCGUGUUCUUCUGACGCGUUCUUUGGCCGACAACUUUCCAAAAAAUUUGUCAGAAACACCAAAGACUGCGAAUGUAGUACGUGAAGUUGUUGAUAAUUUACACAAUAACACAAAUAAAGAUUCAAGUAUACCAAAAAAAAUGUCCAAAUCAAGUCCUGAUAAAGAAGCUCGUUUGACGCAUAAUAGUUCUAGAAAUCAGUUCGAAACACCGAAACGACCGAGUCAAGAUAUGCAUAAGCGACUUCUAAAAUCGGUCGGUGAUAUUGAAGAAGAUGAUGUAAAUGUAGAUUCGGAUAUAAAUAUAGGUAGUGUUUCACAAAUAAUGAGUUCUACAAGAAUUUCUAAAGUUGGUACAAAUGUAGGAACACGCAAAAGCACUGGUCUGAGACUUGAAAUGGAAUCGUCUAAUGACGAAGAUGCAGAACGAGCGAGGCAAACAAUUCAACAAAAUUCUACUUUACUGGAGGCUGGAACGAGCAGUAAGACAAUAAAUCGACAGAAUUCAAAUAGGACUAGUAUUAGAGAGGGCAGAGAAAUUGCACGUAAAGUUGAAACAAGUUUAGGAACACGCAAAAGCAUUAGUCUGAGGCUUGAAAUGGAAUCGUCUGAUGACGAAGAUGCAGAAUCUGCGAGGCAAACAAUUCAACAAGAUUCUACUUUAAUGGAGGCUGGAACGAGCAGUAAAACAAUAAAUCAACAAAGCAUACAGAAUUCAAAUGGAACUAGUAUUAGAGAGGAUAGAGAAAUUGCACGUAAAGUUGGAACAAGUGUAGGAACACGCAAAAGCACUAGUCUGAGGCUUGAAAUGGAAUCGUCUGAUGACGAAGAUGCAGAACCUGCGAGGCAAACAAUUCAACAAGAUUCUACUUCAGUGGAGGCUGGAACGAGCAGUAACACAAUAAAUCAACAAAGCAUACAGAAUUCAAAUGGAACUAGUAUUAGAGAGGAUAGAGAAAUUGCACGUAAAGUUGGAACAAGUGUAGGAACACGCAAAAGCACUAGUCUGAGGCUUGAAAUGGAAUCGUCUGAUGACGAAGAUGCAGAACCUGCGAGGCAAACAAUUCAACAAGAUUCUACUUCAGUGGAGGCUGGAACGAGCAGUAACACAAUAAAUCGACAAAGCAUACAGAAUUCAAAUAGAACUAGUAUUAGAGAAGACAGAGAAAUUGCACGUAAAGUUGGAACAAGUGUAGGAACACGCGAAGGCACUAGUUUGAGGCUUGAAAUGGAAUCGUCUGAUGACGAAGAUGCAGAACCUGCGAGGCAAACAAUUCAACAAGAUUCUACUUCAGUGGAGGCUGGAACGAGCAGUAACACAAUAAAUCGACAAAGCAUACAGAAUUCAAAUAGAACUGGUAUUAGAGAGAGCAGAGAAAUUGCACGUAAACAAAAAAGUAAUUCAUUCAAGUCACUGAGAAAGAUAGACGACUUUUUCAAAGUAAAACAAACUCCAACAACACUAGAACAGUCGAACGGACGUGAACAGAAAUCCCAAGUCUUCGAGAAAAUGGAGAAGAUUAAGACAGAGUUGGAGAAAAUAAAGACUCGAGAGAUGGCCGCCAUGCAUAUAGUGACCGAUAAGAAAAAAUUUCCGUUAAAAAAGAAAGAUAUGAAAUCUGUUGAAAAUCUUAAACAAGCCACGAAAGUAAAGCCACUCGUGAAUCAUACGAAAGUAGUGAAUAAGGCAUUUCUAGUAAAUGGAAAGGUGUACAGAGCACCGAGGCUUCCGCGACCGAAAUAUUGGGCAACAGAUCGUCUCUAUAAGUUUCUGUGGAAUCACAUGGAACCGAAUUACAAACUCGCGACGAGAGUGAAGUCCGAAAAAUUCGUACAGGGAUUAGCCAAGACGGUCGCUAUCAUUGAGCGCCGUAAAAAUUAUGAAACUUAUAAAGCUGAAGUAAAUGCUCUGAUGAAGGAAAUGGCACGGUUGAAUAUUAUUAAUACUCGUAAUGACUUUUAUCAUUUUUGUCAGGAAUUUAUGCCGUAUGAAUUCCGCGUUAAAGUCGUGCCUAUGUUAAUGCCCGGCAAUAAAAAUAAUAUUCCUUACAAUUCAGAACUGUUACACAUUCCCUUACUCGAUGUUACUCAUGAGGAGUAACAUGUUGAAGAUAUAAUAUAAUUACAGUGCGAUACAUUAUAUUAAUAUUUGAAGCUUUGUAAUAUUUAUAAUAUCAUCAGCUUACAUAUGUAAUUAAAUUCUAUAUAAAAAAAUGUAUUGUUACUAAUAUGCUAUUGCUAUAAUAUAUUGUUGAUAAUGUUUUUUUGAUACAUAAAUGUAGGAGAAAAAAGGUC